AUGGUUCGCGUUACCGAAGAGCUGCCGCUGUCGUCAGAUAGUGUCACUCUCUACCACGCUGCUGAUCCUCUACUCGGCCAUCUUCCUCUGUUGCUUUUCCAUGGACCCUCGACCACCGCAAACUAUACCCUCAACAGUUCUCGAGUACAAGUCCACGUUUUUACGCCCGCCGGCUUCCAGAGCUUCCCCCGAAUAACAAUAUCGCCCAAUUCCCCAUUCUACAGCGUCGUCCACCACCUACCCCGCGAGUUUCAGGGAGAUGAGGUCUACCGCGCCCUCGCCUUCGGCCUCUUCAAAUACUUUACAGAACUACCCGAUUGCGUUAAAUUAUAUCUCAAGAACCUAUACCCCACACGAGGUCGACGUCCUGGCAGUGCACCAGCGCUGUUCAGUGAACAACAUGCUGCCGAUAUUGUCAAGGACAUGGUCCAGAGCGAUCACACAGCCGACAUCAUCGAGACUCUGCAAGAUGCUUUGCAGACACAGCACAUCAGCCAUGUCGAUCUCGACUUUGUUCUUCCGCCGGGCGCUAUUGUUCCACUGCAGUCUGUCGACCUCGAAGAUGUACCCGACGACGAAGAUGAUAUCCUAGACCCAACAUUGCGACAAUAUGGAGGAUACACACCUCUGAUAAAAUUAUUUGGAGAACCAGUGUUCCUACCUACUAGCCGUCUACGAAGAGCACCAUCAAAGCCGACUGCGUUGAACCGGAGCAAAUCAUUUCUCAAGGAUCAGAAAAUGGAGUUGCGUAUGAAACUGACAGAACUGGUUGAGACUGAGGAACGAUAUGUGGCCAAAGUGAGGGAGCUGGUGACAAAUGUCGCGGCCGACUUUCGUGAGGGCGCUCAAGCACGAGCGCCUGGCAGCUUGAGCCCUUCUGAAGAAGAGUUGGAGAAACUCUUUCCCAAUUCAGCAGACGGUAUUCUGCAGGUUAACUCAGCCUUUAUGGAGGAAAUGCGGAGGAUUCUCGACGACACUGAAGAGGAAGCUCUACGAGAUAUGGAGACACCCACGAUGAACUUCAUGGGUUCCAAAAUUGGCCGAACAAAAGAUCCAAGCGGUGCCUUGGCCAUCGCCAGGUUAUUCCUGGAAUGGUUCCCUAAGUUUACAGCGUGCUACCAGGAUUACAUUAAAGCUAGCCAGCACUUUCCCACGCUACUCAAUUCCUUCCUCGAUCAACAGUCGAGCUUUAGGCAGAGAGUGGCUCAGGCUGGCGAACAGACGAUCCGCUCCAUCCUUAUUGAGCCAGUGCAAAGGCUUCCCCGCUACAGUUUACUUAUUGACCAAAUAGUGGGAUGCAUCCCGAUGACACAUCCAGCUCUGCAGCCCAUGCUCAAAGCCCGAGAUAUCAUCACCAAUAUUUGCUCAAUGGACGAGCCCUUGCCUGACAAGCCACAUGUCACCAACCGACUUCGAAAUAUGGUUGAAGCUUGGCCAUUGAACUUGGAACCACAAGGUCGUCUCAUUGCAACAGCCGACUUCACCGAAUUGGCACCUCCUUUCCAACCUUUGCUCAAUCAGUCAGAUAGAUCCGGAAUUUUCCUCCUCUUCUCAGACUGUGUUGUUAUUCUCAAGAAGAUGAGUGGAAACAUGACAGGCCGAGACCUCCUCCGUGAGAUUGAGAAACCCUCUGCAGCUGGUUUACUUAUCUCCAUGACCAAUGCCGCCGGUGGUCCAGCCGCAUAUGAAUUUGUCUUCACUGGAUGGCAUGACUUGGCCGAGGUUCGAUUCACCGAGGCAGACGAUGGCACACUCUUCUGGAUGACUUCGACGGAGGAGAUGAGAGGUGCUCAUCCAGGUGAGCACCGAAUUAGUAAAGCGGUCACGUCGCGAUGCUUCCUCCUACAAGAGAUGUACGAAGCAAGAGCCGCCAAAUGGGGAGAGGAUGUGGUAAAGGCGAGAAUUGAAGCUCGAUUUUCGGAAAAGGAGCGAGAGGAUCCUACCUGGACUUUACGGUCAGCGCGCAUGCCAGAUAGCAACCUUGGGCUUCACGCAGCUAUCUUCCAGGAGGGCGCCGAUCAGCUUAUCGAAGGCCGCAAGGAGCCUGCCCCGGUUCGAGUGGUUGUCGAUCAUGAUAUGGGCACUAAAGGAGCACCCGUAGGUCAUUACGGGGUUGAGAUUGUUGUCAACGUGACGACCAAUGACAUGAAGCGGGUAUCAAUGCUCACAGUUGGCUUAAAUGGGAGGCAAUUCCAAGAUGACGUUGCCCUGGAAGAUUUCCUUCCUACAAUGUCACGGCGAGUGAUCCAACUACUGAGCACGCAGCACAGUGUUUCCAAUAUGCAAUUGACGGCACCUCUCGUCUCAUAUUACUCAAAGACGCUUCAUGGCCUUCUACUUAACACCAGAGCGGAGAAGACUAGGUCUUUCCUCGCUUCAUCUCCUGUAAAACUCCUCUCCAGUUUCUGGGGCGGCAGCUCGGUCCAUCUCUCAGACACGGCGAGUGUGAGCUCAAAACACAAGCAGGUGCCUUCGAUACACCGAAACAACAGCCAGGCAUCUGUUGUCAGCUCAAUAAAGGGGGGCAAGGAUGGUAUUUCUCAAGAGGAAACCCGUACCGACAACCCGUUAGUACGACUAGAGCAAACGUUCACUAGUUAUGUCGCCGCUCUACAGAACCGCAAGGGUCUCAUUAUUGGUCGUACUUUGUUACAACGCUCAGUGGUUGAUGAACUGACGGUCAAUGAACUUUACAACAGGCUUAUCGAGAUCCCAUAUGAUUUUGAUGCCACCGCUGACCUAGGCACAGAGGUCAUUUUUGUUGCUUUUGAAAAAUUUCUUCGAAUCGCAUGGGCCGACCAGAUAAGCCCAGUCAUGUCAAUGAAAUCUCUGGAUACUCUGCAAGCACGCGUUAACAAGAGAGUGCCUGGCGACUUUGCAGAUUUUGUUAACUUUUUGUUCGGCGACAUGGCUCCACAGAAUCGCCGCGCGUUCACUGCUCUCAUCAAGCUCUUGGCCGAUCUGCUGGAUGGAUGCGGCAAUGAUGGUGACAGAGGAGCAUUGACACUUGCUUUUGCAGAGUUGCUCGUAUACGACGGAACAGCCGCAAAUUAUAUCAAUCUACUCGAUCGUCUUGUGGAAGACUGCGAUCGCAUCUUUGAAGAGCCCAGCUUGAACCACAGCUUUGGACUGGACAGCUCAACUUAUGAGUCAAUUAACUCAGCUAUCCGCGGUAAAGGAUACACCCCUUCGUUAGCAUCAAACACGUCAUCACUGCGUCGCAAGUUUGGUUUCGAUACCCUAUUGCGACAGAACAGCAAAGACGACCGAUCAUCAGUAUGGCGACAACUCAGUAAGCACAGAAACCCCACAGCAAGCGAAGCAUUCAGCUUAUCAAAAACGUCAUUAGGCCGUUCAAGGUCCAUCGAUGACAACACAAUACCCAAAAAGCUGGCAAGGAGACCAGGUUCCAGGGAUCGUCCACCCAUAGCAGGGGCGUUUGACGAAGCACAGAGACCAGGAAGCUCCCAUCGAUUAUUGGAAACAAUAGGGGAGCCAGAGACAGAGCGUCCACCACCGCGGUCGCCCAAGAAGAAGCGUCGCAGCUCCCUGUCUGAUCUAAAGAACUAUAUGGAAGCGGUAACUCUCGACGAUGACGAAUCACCGCAGCCACUUCAAGACGCAAAGGAAACAUCAGAAAAGCUCAACGCAAGCCCCAAGACAGCGACGUCUAGGAUACCAGUUAGUCCCGGUGUAGCCCAGACGAUGCGAGUAUCAAGGCAGAAAGAAAAUGUCUUGGAUAUGCUUCAGCCUAGUCUGCUUGAACCAAGUCCCUUGGAGCCUUCUGAUGAGACAGUUCAUCGACCUGCACCACUCAAGACCCACAGGCAUUCCAAGACACUAUCUUCAAGUAACAUACCGACGUUGCGCCCAUACCGCUCUGCACCUCCAGGAGCCGAAUCACCUCCUCGUCCAAACUCAAGCCCGUCUAGGCGUGGAACUCAGAGACUCCGCUUACAAUCUCCGCAAAAGCUUCGAGAACGACUGAAUACGGAGAAGCAGGCUGUUGACGACGUGGAUGCUUCUCUCAGAUCCGAGCUGUUCAAAAUUGGCGAGGAAAUGGCACGCCUCAGUGAUGCCCAGUCUCCAGGAUCACAGUCGGUUGAUAUGCGACAAGUGACGGCUGCAGUCCGGCAGUUGGAGGACCGAGUUCCUGCUGCCAUCCAGGAGAUACAAGAAAAGCACACAGCGAUCCAGCACGACAUGGAAACUACGGUCAAAGCAGCUGAAGCCAAGGUCCGGGCUAUUGAUCAAUUAUACAAAGAGGCAGUGGCAGAGAACGAAUUACUGUAUGAGAAAUUCAACGGGGAGCUUGGCAAAAUUGUCAAGGCUCUCAAGGGCAAGGGCAAAGAAGAAAAGGAAGAACUGAUGGUUCGGCUGCGUGAUCAAAGCGACGAGACAGCACGGAUGAAGAAGGAGAACGCGCGACUCAAGCGCGAGAUGGUUAGUCUGCGUGCGGCAUUGAAGGGGACGACAGAGUAG
Molecule: messenger RNA, 4482 nt
Organism: Fusarium venenatum
Lineage: Eukaryota; Fungi; Ascomycota; Sordariomycetes; Hypocreales; Nectriaceae
Source: RefSeq, a predicted model, not a curated record